AGGGAAGGGGCGAUCCAUCGCUCCAAACUCAGAGACGGACCCUUCAGGAUCAAUCUUCACCCACAGGAUUAUUUCCAGGACAAUCCUUACCAUAGCUCCAAGACACUCCCACCUGCCCAGAAGCCCCGCCCACUCCAGAAGAAGGUUCCCAUGGUUCCUUUCAAGCCCCCGUCCCCCAGCAAACGGAUCGGGGGGAUGAAGGCUGGAACAUUUGAUGCCUAUCCUUCCCAUUCUGCUGAUCCAUAUGCCCCUCGUUGCUCCAAACCGACCAAUCAGGGGCCAGUGUUUCAUCCUGCUUCUGGUCCAAAGAGCAUGCCCGUUAAAAGCAUCAUCUCUGCCAACAUUAACAGGAAAAUUUACUCGGCAAACUACACAUCAACCAAUCAGCUGUGAGGAAGGCUUGAAUGCAUCUCGUUGAAAAUCUUCCCCAUAAGGC
This is a messenger RNA of Cyprinodon variegatus (sheepshead minnow), 436 nucleotides long. It is a transcript of the gene cfap96, whose product is annotated as chromosome unknown open reading frame, human C4orf47. Gene Ontology annotation, cellular component: centrosome. The record is from RefSeq and is a predicted model, not a curated record. The annotation marks the transcript as partial. The transcript has 3 exons. Lineage: Eukaryota; Metazoa; Chordata; Actinopteri; Cyprinodontiformes; Cyprinodontidae.